ACGACUCGGUGCCCGCAGUCUUGCCAGACGACUCGGUGCCCGCAGUCUUGCCAGACGACUCGGUGCCCGCAGUCUUGCCAGACGACUCGGUGCCCGCAGUCUUGCCAGUUGACUCGGUGCCCGCAGUCUUGCCAGACGACUCGGUGCCCGCAGUCCCGCCAGUUGACUCGAUGCCCGCUGUUCCGCCAGUUGACUCGAUGCCCGCUGUUCCGCCAGUUGACUCGGUGCCCGCAGUCUUGCCAGACGACUCGGUGCCCGCAGUCUUGCCAGACGACUCGGUGCCCGCAGUCUUGCCAGACGACU
Messenger RNA from Staurois parvus, 303 nucleotides. Lineage: Eukaryota; Metazoa; Chordata; Amphibia; Anura; Ranidae. The record is from the annotation of a GenBank genome assembly.